GCUAUGUUGCGUAUUUCCGUUUCCUUUUGACAUAUCCUGUUUACUGGGACGUGUAGUUUUCAAGCAUUUGCGCAUUAGCUUAGCUCUGGCCCCUCUCAGGUAUGACAUGGCCAAAGAGGUAAUCUAAUUUGAUAGUUUUAAAUCAUUAUUUUAAGUAUACAGUGCCAUCUAGUUAUUCUUCAUAUGCUAAAUGCGCUCUGAAUAUGUCUUCAUGUAUGUGGCUUAACUUAAGGCUCGCCAGCAUUUCACUGAUUCAUAUAGGCCAAUUCAGGUGUAAAUCCAUUGAGACUGCAUACACAACAGGCUGAUCCCCACAAAUGUAUUCAGUUUUUCUUUCAUGCAAUAAUUUCUACCAGCUUUGUCGCACCAUUCCAUAAGCUACCAUAAGCUACUCCAUGCAAGCCCUUAAACAGAACCAGCUGACCUGCCAGUUAGUUACCUUUACAUUUACAUCUAAUAAUAAGACUGCUAUUAUGUUCUUUUUUUCUAACCAGAACAAGGUGCUGUCAAACAUUAAACGAACGAACACAAGGAAACAUUUACAGUUGCCCAUUCUUCAGCAUGCAUUUCGAUUUACACGUUCACCUAUUUAAUCAAAGGCAUAGGCGCUAUCGAUGGGACAUUUAACUGGCCAUAUUCAUGAAUAGAGACGGUGCCUUUUUUUCAGUCUUCGCUUUCCUCCGAGUUUUCUACUGGGCGCUUCUUUUCAUGCCUGCUUCAACGGGCCAUAGCGCACAGAAGGGGGAGGGAAUCUCUGAGGUUAACGGGGAUCUCCCAGUCAACGUCAUGUAGCGUUGCUCGGACCGUGGGAUCCAGCGAAACACGCUCUAGACCGAGGUUUGACGGGCAAAUCUACUUUACAGCAGUGGGAGGGUUCGGUAAGCCCACCGUUCUCGGCUGUUCAGUGGGAGGAGCCAAUCGGCGGCACUGAGCAGUGAGAAAGAGCGUUGACAGAAGGGUGAUGGGGCUUUGGGGACAGGAAGUGAGCUCGUGAUGAGGAUCAGCGCUCCGUGAUCCGUGGACAUCUGAGAAGCAGAAAGCGAUAAAAGCAAGAGAGAAAGGAUCUUUUGUUUUUGUUUAUUUCUUUGUUGGCUCUCAUCCUCGUCCAACAUGUCUUCUCACUGGAGACGCUUAUUUCACCAAAGCCUGUCUCACCCCACCACAAGGCCUGUCUCUCUUCUCCCACACUGCAAACCGUGAGCAGAGAGACACCCCAAUCACAUACACACACACACACACACACACACCACACACACCACACACACACACACACACACACACACACACACACACACACACACACACACACACACAACAUCCUACCACGGGCUUUGCCCUGAACUGCUGACUGCAUGACUGUUUGGCUGGCUGGACUGUGCGGCUCCUGACCAUGAAGAGACCCAAGCAGCAGUCGCAGGCUCUCAGCUUCCUCAGCUUCUUCAGCCGCAAGCCCAAAUCCGAUCCCAGGAUCGAGAGGCCCUCCGGAGCUGUAAGCCAAGAGGUGGUCAUCACACUAACGCCCAAUGAGCAGGAACCAGCAGAACAGGACCAGAACACUGCGACAGAGAGCCAAGGGGAAAUGGCUGGCGGUGUGGACGGUUGUGGAGAAGGAGGAGGAGAGGGAGGCAGGGAAGGAGAGGUCACCGCUGCCUGCUGCACGGGCAACCAGGACGAGGGGCUCACAGCACCAGCGGCUGCGGCCCUGUCAGGUGCAGCGCCGUCUGGGGCCGACUGUGGCAGCGGCUCGGGCUCCACGGGCCUGCUGGCGCUCUCGCUGUCCAGCCAGGACCAGCUGCAAAUGGAACACCUGGAGGAGUGUCCUCUGUGCCUGCUGAGCCAACCCCGUGGUCACUUCCCACGCCUUUCCUCGUGCCCGCACCGCGCAUGUGCUGACUGCCUGCGCCAGUACCUGCGCAUCGAGAUCUCUGAGAGCCGCGUUGGCAUCGCCUGCCCACAGUGCCCCGAGGCCCUGGCGCUGCACGACGUUCGUGCCAUCCUGGACGACAGCACCCUGCUCGAGCGCUUCGAGGAGUACCAGCUGCGACGCUUCCUGGCAGCAGACCCAGACACGCGCUGGUGCCCUGCGCCCGAUUGCAGCUAUGCAGUGAUUGCCUACGGUUGUGCCGAGUGUCCUAAGCUGAGCUGCGGACGUGAGGGGUGCGACACGGAGUUCUGCUACCACUGCCGCCAGCUGUGGCACCCUGACCAGACCUGUGACCAGGCCAGACGCCAACGAGCCCGAUACACCACAGGCGCCGAGGCCUCCACGCUAUAUGUCUUCAACGAGGAGUCCGGCGGCGAUGCGGAGGAGAUCAAGGCCUGUCCGCGGUGCGGCGCAUACAUCAUGAAGACCAACGACGGCAGCUGCAACCGAAUGAACUGCACCGUGUGUGCCUGUCAGUUCUGCUGGCUCUGCAUGCAGGAGAUCACAGAUGUGCACUACCUCAGUCCCUCGGGCUGCACGUUCUGGGGGAAGAAGCCGUGGUCGCAGACCCGGAAAGUUCUGUGGCAGGUGGGCAUGCUGCUGGGUGCACCGGUGGUCAUCUCGCUCAUCGCCGGGAUUGCCAUCCCCGUCAUAAUCGUGGGCAUCCCCAUCUACAUGGGGCGCAAGGUCCAUGGUCGCUGUAAGAAAAACAAUAUCUCAGGAAGCAAACACUACUUGACUGUGGCCAGUGGAGUUAUGAUGUCUGUGUUUGUGUCUCCAGUCAUAGCGGCCAUUACUGUGGGUGUGGGGGUACCGCUGAUGCUGACGUAUGUCUAUGGUGUGGUGCCGAUGUCGCUCUGUCGAAACGGGUGGUGCCGACCGCAAAACGAACAGCCCGAGGCGCAUAAAAUCCAGCUGGAGGACUUAGCCAACUAUCUUCUAUUUUCUCAUGUAGUCAGUGACCAUUGGACCGGUCAGCCCAAACCGGCGCUCAGCGAUGCUAGCGUACAGGAAGUCAGCGUCGUCUUGGAAGACGUGGGCGCGUUGCCUGGCACCAGUGCCGUUCUCACGCCGUGCCCUGAUUCCCCCAACGACUCCCCGCCGGACGACUGCAUCGUGGGCGUGGAACACGUGGAGCAGGAGGACGAACAGUCGGAGGUGGAAGCCGAGUGUGCUUUCAGUAGCAGCCAGACGUUUGCCUUGAGGGAGGGGACCAACAUCGAGGUACGGGUGGAGAUCGAGGCUCAGCCUCGCGGCGCGAGGCAACCCAGCCUCAGCAGUGUGCUCUCCAGCCGGAGCCUGUCCGUGGAGUCCCUCCACCAAUCCCAAGAGCCGCUGUGUGCCUCCCAUCCAGCCCUGGGUGGAGACGCCCCGCCCAUAUCUGAGACGGACAGCGUUUGAGCCCCGCCCCUGCAAAUCUCACCUGUUUCACCCCGCCCACUGCUUCUCCUCCCUGCCACUUGACUCUUUCUGUGCCUAGGGGCCGAGCGAGUGACAAUAAGAGACAAUAACAGGAAGAAUGAGAGAGACAGAGAGAGAGAGAAAUGGUUUGAGGUAGAGUGAGGACUUGGAGAAGAUAAAACCAAGGCAGCUGCCACAAUGCCAGGAGGAGGAUCACAGAGAAAACAAAACAACAUAGACUCGUACGCUAAUGACAGAGAGCAUGUUUGUCAGCUAGUUUGAUGGGUGUUUUAGCUUUGGGUUUUCUUCCUCUUCUUUUUUUAAAACAAAAUGUGAUUUAAUGAAAGAAAUGCCUCUCCGGAUGCUGUUCUAUUUUUAUUUAUUUGUUUAAACCCUUCUUUUAGCUGUAUCCUAGGACUUAAAGGCCAUAUGAUUUAUCCACUCAGCACCAUCAGACUAACUCUCCCCAACGAGUUUUCAAUAGUUUAGGAGCAUGAUUUCUUCUGCAAGGGUGCACAGCCAAAAUGUGACACCGCACUGUAACCGUACCCCAGUGCGACGGUGAGAGCAGAUGCCUCCUUUGCCCGGACACUGCGGUGCUACAGGCUACCAAGUAACAGGGUUUCUAAUGGGUUUUCCCAUAUGGUGUCUCUCAUGGUGCGUGCACUUCAAUUAUGCAAGCCUUUUUACGUAAUGCCCAGCAAAGACAUGGUUGCCCCAGAGUGUCUCCGGAUACAGUAGCCCUCAUAAAAAGUCACACUGUCUGUUGUAAAAAGAAAUUGUGUGUUCGGGCUGGACCCCUAAAGGAACCCUUUAAGCCCUGACUCACCCCUAUUUACACCACGGAAAAGGUUCUAUGAGAAACCUAUUAAUGGUUCUGACAAAUAAGGUUCUUUACAGACAGAUAUCUUCAUAAAGCUGAUAGCUCAGUAGAAAUCUUGGGGGAAAAAAACAUCAGGGUGGGUCUAGGAGGAACUUAAUAAGAAAAGUUAUUUUAAUUGGGAAUGAUCCAAAGAGCCCUUUUUUCUCUCAAGAAUAUAAAGAGUUUAUUUUUAGGCAGCCUGAAGCCUGUGAGAACCAGAGCAGCUAAUGAGUUAAUGAUUGAACUUCCACUGUAAUGACAUCAUUCAACACUGCCCCACUAAACUGUGCUCCCGUGCUCCAUUUUGUUUUCCACUCACAAACUCAGAUGACAUUUGAGAAGAUGGGGGUCUAAAAAUGCUGGCUUAGCAAUAUAUUUUUUUAGUUUAUUCACAGGAGAAAAAUCGUUCAAAAUACAACAAAAUAACACUUCUACCUAGAACCUUUUCCACAUUAAUCUCUUUUUGGACUUUUGUUGGCAAGGGUUCUUCACUUAAAAUAGUUGUAACAUUAACUGCAAAAAAAAGAUCAUCUCUAUUAGCAUCUAAGUAGAAUUUCCAAGAGUUCUCCACAGGAAAUUAAGAACUUUUAAAUGGCCCAGGAUCCCUUUUUCAAAAAGAGUGUGUAGCAGGAUGUAUGUAUUUACUUAUUUACAAAGGGUCAUCCGGUGGAUGGAUGGAUGGGGGACUUGCACUUUUUUAUUUUCAUUCUUUUCUUUCCCAUGAGGACUGUAACUGUAAUGAACUGGACUUUCCUCGCAGCGCAGUUGGAAACCUCCAUGCUUACAAUCGGCCGGCCAUGCUGUAGAGCAAUAGUGAUGUCACCAGCGAGGAGGGGAAUGAUACAAAGCUGUUUCCCUGCUUCUCAGAACUGGGCACCAAAGGUCCAUGGACCAGACACCGAAACCUCAGCAUGCCAGCAGCAGCAGCAGCAGCAGCAGCAGCAGCAGAAACUAUACCGCCUCUGUUAGGAAGUACACACAUGAUAGAAGAGAAGAGAUAACAACAACAACAAAAAAAUAUAUAAAGAUUCCUGGGAGACCUCUUUACUGGUCAACUACAAGAGCUGCACUGGUGGGGGAGAGGGACGAAUUGAGUUGGUGCAUAAAUAAAGAUUCCACCAUGGAAGAUGUAA
Molecule: messenger RNA, 5320 nt
Organism: Clupea harengus (Atlantic herring)
Lineage: Eukaryota; Metazoa; Chordata; Actinopteri; Clupeiformes; Clupeidae
Product: E3 ubiquitin-protein ligase RNF19B
Biological process (GO): protein ubiquitination
Molecular function (GO): zinc ion binding; ubiquitin-protein transferase activity
Source: RefSeq, a predicted model, not a curated record